Molecule: messenger RNA, 2387 nt
Organism: Diachasmimorpha longicaudata
Lineage: Eukaryota; Metazoa; Arthropoda; Insecta; Hymenoptera; Braconidae
Gene: Rs1
Product: probable ATP-dependent RNA helicase DDX27
Exons: 4
Coding region: 124-2343 (739 amino acids)
Molecular function (GO): ATP binding; RNA helicase activity; nucleic acid binding
Source: RefSeq, a predicted model, not a curated record
GUAUAUUUAUUGGAAACAUUGCCAUGUGUUUUCAUGCGGUAACCUCUAAACUAGUAUCUUGUUUAUAUUUGUUACAUUUGUGUAGUGAUAAAUCCUUUAAAUUGUAAAUUGUGAACAACAACAAUGACGGACUUGAUUAAAACAAUUGAGGAGGAUGCAGAGGUGGAGAACUUCUCGGAAAAUUCUGAUGAAGAAGAUGACUAUCAGCCUCGAAAACAGAAGAAGUCAGAGCGCAAAGAUUUCGACAAUAAUUUCCACUUCCUCUCCGACGAUCUGGAUUACAACCACGACACGUGGGACGACCUCAGUAAGUACAUAAAACGAAAAGCCAAAAGCAAGCUCGACGACAAGAUCAAGCGAAUUCGGCUGGAGGGCUCCACAGACCCCCAGGCCCCAGAAAUCAAGGAGGAGUCCGACGAUUCAGGCCCUGACCUCUCCGACGAUGAUCUUCGCAAGGAUACUUUUAAGACAAAAGCGUCAAAGGGCAAGAAGAAGUCCUUACCGCAGCCCGAGAUGAUGGAGUUUGACGAGUGUGCCACCAUCGAUUCUUACGCCUCUUUCUACCAGAUGAAUUUGUCCCGGCCGCUUCUGAAGGCCAUAGGAGCCAUGAACUUUGUCUCUCCAACACCGAUUCAAGCAGCGACGAUUCCCGUGGCUCUGAUGGGUCGAGAUAUCUGCGGCUGUGCGGCCACAGGAACCGGAAAAACAGCUGCCUACAUGCUGCCUACCUUGGAACGUCUCCUCUACCGACCUCGGGACGGUCCAGCAGUGACUAGAGUCCUCAUCCUGGUGCCCACUCGAGAAUUAGGAGUUCAAGUCUACCAGGUCUCCAAGCAACUUGCUCAAUUCACAACCGUAGAAAUAGGUCUCUCAGUGGGAGGUUUGGACCUCAAAAUUCAAGAGACAAUCCUCCGGAAAAAUCCCGACAUCGUCAUAGCCACCCCAGGACGUCUGAUUGAUCAUCUGACGAAUACUCCGACCUUUUCCCUGGACAGUAUCGAGGUCCUCAUUCUCGAUGAGGCCGAUCGAAUGCUGGACGAGUACUUUGCUGAGCAGAUGAAACACAUAGUCAAGCAGUGCGCGAGAACAAGACAGACGAUUCUCUUUUCAGCAACAAUGACCGAAGAAGUUAAAGAUCUUGCUGCUGUCUCUCUGGAGAAACCUGUGAAGGUCUUCGUGGACUCUAAUCAGGAUGUUGCAUUCAAUCUCCGUCAGGAGUUUGUUAGAAUCAGGAAAGAGCGAGAGGGGGACAGGGAGGCCAUCCUGGCUGCUUUAAUCUGCAGGACGUUUCAUGAUCAUGUUAUGGUGUUUGUCCAGACGAAGAAACAGGCGCACAGACUUCACAUUCUUCUGGGCUUAUUGGGAGUCAAAGUGGGAGAGCUGCAUGGCAACUUGUCCCAGCCUCAGAGAUUGGAGAACUUGAAGAAAUUUAAGGAAGAGGAGAUAGAUGUUUUGUUGGCUACUGAUGUUGCUGCUAGGGGGCUGGACAUCAGUGGGGUUAAGACAGUUAUAAACUUUGUCAUGCCACCAACGAUUCAGCAUUACAUCCAUAGGGUUGGAAGGACUGCUCGAGCUGGGAGGGCUGGGGUCUCAGUGAGUCUUGCUGGGGAGCAGGAGAGGGGACUGGUGAAGGAUGUGAUCAAGCACGCCAAGAAUCCAGUGAAAAAUAGGAUUAUUCCCCCUGAUAUUGUUGAGAAAUAUUGCACGAGGUUGAGGGGGCUCGAAGGGGACGUGGAGAGGGUACUUGAAGAGGAGAGAGCCGAGAGGGAGCUGGCAAAGGUGGAGAACCAGGCGAACAGGGCUGAGAAGAUGCUAAAGGAGAAGGAAGCGGGGAAGCGAGAAUGGUUCCAGAAUUCUAGGGAGAGGAAGGCUGAGCAGGAGGGGUUGAGACUCACGGAGAAGGCGAAGAAGAGGGAGAGGAAGAACAAGAGGGAGGGAGUGAGUAAUGUCGUCCAGGAGGGCGGCAAGAAGGAGAAGAGGAAGAAGACGGAGGAGGUGGACCCGGCCGAGGAGAGGGCUAAUAGGGAGCUGGCUAAGGCAGCAGCCAUUCAGGCGAGAGCUGCCAAGAAAAGCGGGAGAAUGAAGAAGAUCAGGACGGUUGUGGAGAAUGCUGAUAACACCGGAGGACGGAAUGCUCCUAAAAAGCGCGCCAAAUCGUCGUUUGCAUCUGACUUGACAGACACGAGUAAAAAAGGAGUAAAACGAUUACGUUACGCUGCAAAUACAAAACAGAAACAAAAAUUCGGUAAAGGCGGGAAGAAAUUCGGCGGUGAGAAGAAAUCGGGAGGCGGAAAAAAAUUUGGCGGACCAAAGGGAGGUGCGCAAAGGCCCAAGAAACGAUGAUUUUCCAAUAAUUUGUAUAAAAGAAUAAACUAUGAAUCACCUCA